Messenger RNA from Sebastes umbrosus (honeycomb rockfish), 3079 nucleotides. RefSeq names its product membrane protein, palmitoylated 5b (MAGUK p55 subfamily member 5) (gene pals1b). NCBI's taxonomy places the organism in Eukaryota, Metazoa, Chordata, Actinopteri, Perciformes, Sebastidae. Gene Ontology annotation, molecular function: protein binding. The record is from RefSeq and is a predicted model, not a curated record. The coding region runs from base 341 to 2293 and encodes 650 amino acids. Gene Ontology annotation, biological process: protein localization to plasma membrane; morphogenesis of an epithelial sheet; generation of neurons. Gene Ontology annotation, cellular component: plasma membrane; adherens junction. The transcript is spliced from 14 exons.
GUUGUUGCCAGGGAGACGGCUCACAACAGCGAUGGACACAAGUGUCCCGUCUGAGCUGCUGGACAAGAAACACUCACUGCAGCGGCUCUGAGACACUCUGUCCUCUCCUCACCGUCUCUGAGUGAAGAAAACACACAGUUUCAUCGCGUUGGAUUAAAAAGGAAUAACCUCUCGUUACCUAAACUGAGUUUUGGAGUGGAUGAGUGAUCACAGAAAGAACACAAAGGACGACAUCCUCCGCUGGCGUGCUAUGGCCUCUGUGUUGAACAGUGCCUCGUAUCACUCCAGCAGAUCUCAGUGAACACUGGGCUGGUUCGAGCUGUUUGCUGCUGCAGCCGGGAUGAUCAUGUCCCAUAUGAACGGUUAUGUUCAAGAGGCCUCCAGUCAGGCCAAGGGCCACAGGGAGCGAGCAGUGGACUGUCCGGGGGAGGAGAGCAGCCUUGUCAAAUCUCCACAAAGCAGUGCCCACAUGGAGAGGAUUCAGCACUACCAGGAGGAGCUGAGGAAGAGGAGAGAGGAGGACAUCAGGGGGAAGCAUGACAUCGACCCUAAUGCUUCACUGAGGCUCAAGAAGCUGUCUCAGAACCCCAAGGUGGGCAUUGACAAUCCCACCUUCGAGGGGAAGGAAAAGGCCGCCAAAGACACAUGCUCCCAGGAUCCUGUAGCCGACCUGACGGAGUUUCUGCAGGCCCUGAAGAGGGCGAAGCACUGCCUGAGUGAUACGCAGAGCCAGCAGGAUGUGGAGCUGAUAAUGCAGCUCGUUGCCAAGGAGGACUUCAGGAAUGCCUACGCCAUCUACGGCGCUGUGUCCCAGCAGAUGAACAGAGUCAGUCCCACCUCACCCCUCACAGCACAAGCAGGGGAUCUCUGCCAGGAGGUCCAGAAGAUUCUCCAGUCCAACCAUCAGAAGGAGGUUUUGGAGCUCAAGGCUCUGCUCACCAAUCCUCAUCUCAAGGCACUGAUGCAGGCUCACGACGGUGUGGCGGGGCAGGAACUGCCAGAGGAAAAUCUGAUCCAGUACCUCGGAGAGACGGUUAAACUGGUGCGACUGGAGAAGUCCCGCGACACUCCACUGGGUGCGACAGUACGUAACGACAUGGACAGCGUGUUGGUGAGUCGGGUGGUGAAAGGCGGAGCAGCAGAGAAGAGUGGCCUUCUCAGCGAGGGAGACGAGAUCCUGGAGAUCAACGGGAUAUCUAUUCGUGGGAAACACGUCAACGAAGUCCACGACUUACUGCAACAAAUGCAAGGCACUCUGACCUUCCUCCUCAUCCCGAGCUCUCAAAUUAAACCUGCCCCACACAGACAGACGGUGAUGCACGUGCGAGCUUACUUUGACUACGACCCCUCCGAUGACCCCUUCGUGCCGUGUCGGGAGCUCGGCCUGUCCUUCCAGAAGGGAGACAUCCUCCACGUCAUCAGCCAGGAUGACCCCAACUGGUGGCAGGCCUACCGGGACGGAGACGAGGACAACCAGCCACUUGCUGGACUCGUUCCAGGGAAAAGCUUCCAGCAGCAGAGAGAGACCUUGAAGAAAACUAUAACAGACAGGAGUCGAGAGCACCAAGGGAAGCUUUGGUAUCCAAAGAAAAGCAAGAAACAGAGGAAGAAGAGCGCGUCUACCUUGAACAGAAAUAUUGACUACGACGACAUCCUGACCUAUGAGGAGAUGUCGCUCUAUCACCAGCCGGCCAAUCGUAAACGCCCCAUCGGUCUGAUUGGCCCCACAAACAGCGGCCACGACGAGCUGCGUCGGAGGCUUCUGUCCAUCGAACCGGAAAAGUUUGCUGUUGCUGUUCCACACACAACCAGAAACUCCAGGAUACAUGAGCGGAAUGGGCGCGAGUACAAUUUUGUGAGUCGGGCCGCCUUUGAAACCGACCUGGCGGCCGGGAAGUUCAUCGAGUCGGGGGAGUAUGAGAAGAACUUGUACGGCACCAGCACCGACUCAGCCCGACACGUCAUCAACUCUGGACGCAUCUGUCUGCUCUGCCUCCACACCAGGUCACUGCAGGUCCUGAGGACCUCCAACCUAAAGCCCUAUGUCAUCUUCAUCGCUCCUCCUUCUCAGGAACGACUACGCACCCUGCUGGCCGCAGAGGGGAAAACACCAAAGCCUGAAGAGCUAAAGGAGGUUAUUGAAAAGGCCCGUGAGAUGGAGCUCAAUUUCGGCCACUUCUUUGACGCGACCAUCGUGAACAUGGAUCCAGAACAGGCUUUCCACGAGCUGCGCAGGCUGAUAGACAAGCUGGACACUGAGCCACAGUGGGUGCCCACCUCCUGGCUGUGCUAGAGGUCGGUCACGGGGAUCACUGCAGGGGAGCCUCAGGGUGGAAGGAGGUAAACCGAAAUGAAUGUUCCUGGAAGGAUGGACAGUGCUGACGGUCACUGGAUUUUCACGUGCACAUUCUCCUCGUUUCUAGAAGAGGUGAUCUUUACCACGGGUUGCAGGGAUGGACUCUUUCUUACGUUUCUUUAUGUUGGUCUGUGUGUCUUUGUGUUUCUUUUUUCUGUUUUGUUCUCAGUUUUAUGCAAAGUCAUUUAUCAAACACAUAGAAAUCUUAUUUCUUAAUAGUUAUUUAUAAUUGUAAAUACAUAUUUUCUAGACAAAAGGAUAAAAUAUUUUAUUGUUACAUUUUCUGUGUGUGAAUGGUACGCUCAUCUGGGAGAGUGUUAAUGUUACAGUUAUAAACCAAAAGCUGUUUAGGUACCAAACAGAAGAGAAGCUGGCUGCAGUGACGUCUUCCAUUCAGAAACACAGAAGAAGAAACUGCUGUAACCUGCAGUUUUCAGGUCCUUCCUCUACACCAGUGUCAGUAUUAUUUCAUGUUGUGUCAUGUCUCAUUUACGCUGUGAUAACAGACCUCAAACUUAAGGUAUUGUCUCUAGCUGGUUAUCGUUACUAUCAGUAUAUAUCAAGCUGCAAAGUACUGUUUUUCACCAGUGUUGUAUGAACAAAACAUCUGAUCAGUUAGUGUCCAACAAAUACAGUAUGGCUUCUCUGCAGAGUACUUAUUAAAUCAUAUGCACAAUUCUGGAAAAGUGUUAAUAAAAUCAGAUACAUAUGUGACAAACUGAA